UGUAUAAGGGCAAGAGCAGCAGGAGGAGCAGCCGGACUUGCGCCACUGACUAGUCCGGCUCCAGCCCCCGCCAUGGCCUUCUGCCUCUUCUCCGGAGGAGAGGCUUUCCAGAGCCACUUCGAGCCCGGAAUAUACGUUUGCUCCAAGUGCGGCUUUGAGCUGUUCUCCAGCAAAUCCAAAUAUGCUCACUCCUCUCCCUGGCCAGCUUUUACCGAAACCAUCCAUGAAGACAGCAUCUCCAAGUACUUAGAGCGCCCAAAUGCUUUCAAAGUCUUGUGCGGCAAAUGUGGCAACGGUUUGGGUCACGAAUUCAUCAACGAUGGCCCCCAAAAGGGUCAGUCUCGCUUCUGAAUAUUCAGCAGCUCUCUCAAAUUUGUCCCAAAAGACAAAGUUGAGAAGAACUUGAGGAAAUAAACUGGAGUGACUCCUGUUUUCCCCAUGUGGCUUCUAGGGACCCAUCCAACAACCAACCAACCAACCAACCAACCCAUGGAGACACUUUGACAUGGUCUAUCUUCACUUGGUGGAAGGCUUUUUCUUCCCAUCCCCUCUAUUUUUAAAAAAACCAGGCUGGAUAUGAAAUGAAUCCACUUUCUCACAUGUUUCAGUUCCCAACAGAUGGGAAAUGCCAUUUGCGCUGCAGAAACCUUGUCAGUCUCUUUCUUGCGUGCCUUCCAUUUUGACAUUUAUCUUGCAACAGUUCUGAGCUCUGGGUCUUCUUUUCACCAGCUGAACUCUUCUUAUUCCCGCAGCUUACUGAGGUCUGGAUAUUUACUUUGCUUUUAAAACAAGAGUCCAAUGCAAAAUCCUAGAAGGCUUGGCUCAAAGCAGGGCAUGACCCAGAGUCUCUUUGCUGAGACCAAGGUGGAUCCAAGGUAUAUUGCAGAAUCCAUAAACAUCCCUAGUUGUGACCCCAGAGAGAUAUACUGUACUGUACCAUCAACCCCAGUUUAGCAACUUUACUGGAGGAUGAUUUCAAGGCAGAAGCAAGAGAUAAUGUGAGCCAGCACCGCAGAGUCCAGCCCUCCUGGAUGCACAGCUUGCAAUUCUGCCAACAUGGAAGUUCAGGUUUUUUCUGUCUCUGCAAGCUUAGGUUGGGCCUUUGAGCCCUCCAGUUGUUGACCCAUUUUUGAUGGUUAUCGCAAGGGCAAAACGGUUAUCCAAAAGGUGCUCCCUAGCACUGUUUGCAGUGUUACAGACAACCACAGUCCAGUGGUUGUGUCCCAGGAUCCUCCCUGAUGCUGGGUGAAGUCUACACUGGAGAAAUAAUGCUGUUUCACACCACUUUAACUACCAUGGCUCCAUCCUACUGAAUCCUGGGAUUUGUCAUUUUGUGAGGCACCAGCCUUCUUGGGCAGAGAAGGCCAAAGACCAUUGUAAAAAACUAAACAUCCCGGACGUAACAAUUCUAUAGGAUGGCGCUACAGUGCUUAAGGUGGUGUUAAACUGCAUUAUUUCUGCAAUGUAUAUGCACCUGAUGUCUAGACUGUCAUUUCCAGGAUCUGGUCCUAGAAUGCUCCCAAAAUGCUCUUGUGUUGCUUGAUCUGCAUUCCUCAGAAAUUCCCCUCUUAUGCCGCAAGAAGCUCUUGUCCACCAAUGGCUUGCUACUGACCAACGCUAGUGUUAACCUCUGGCUUAUUCAGGAGCAGCUCUUGUGGCAUCUGAAACCAUUAUUUGGACCUCAGUGAUUACGGUUGGGCCCUCUUUCCCCUAUCCAUCCCAUUGCUGUGGGGCGUUUUUGGUGUAGCAUCACUGGAUGAAUUGCCCCUGCAUAAACCCUUCUAGGAGAGCAGAGGUGAGGAAAGUUGAUGUGAGCUACGCAGAAAAUGCUCUGGUGUAAUUAAUAUGGGGAUUGCCACUCUCUUGUUCCGCCAGAACUCUUGUGCCUUUAUCGCUGCCACAAUCCUUUUCCCGCUUCGUUUCUGCCGGGAAGCUCUUGAAGGCACAUGAACUCUCUCAGGUAAUCAACAGCUGGCAACCUAAACUGCAUCUGCACUGCCGAAAUAAUCCAGUUUGGAUUAUAAUUCCCAUACUUCCAUUGCAUUGAGCCUUGGCAGUUAAAGGGAUGUCAGCCUGGAUUAUUUCUACUUUGCGGAUGCAGCCCAAGUUGUCCUUUGAUUUUACAUAAACUAGAAAUGAUUUCUAUUUCGCCUUUCGGUUGAGAAACAAAUGAAUUAGGCAUCAUCCUGAUGUCAGCUUCUACCAUUUGGGUCACCGUUCAGAUCCCAUUUGCAUGUUAGUUACAAGCGGAGGUAACGAUGGACCAACAAAUCAUGCUUCUGCUUAGCUGGUUUUCAAGUUGUGAUGUGCUGAAGGGCGGACUUGUGUAGAUCUCACAGCUGUCUGCAUUUUGGAUGAGACCCAAAAGUCCCCACUUUAAGCACCAAGAAAAUGCUGAAUCAAAUGUAUAUGUUCUGACUUGCUCUUUUAAAGGCUCAGUGUGUUACGAAACAUGCAAAUGGGUAGCAAAGUCCUCUAGCUACUCAGGAGGUCAGGUUGUAGUCUAUUGCAGCACAUAGCAUAUUGCACAGGCUUUAUGAACAAAAUAAUAACAAGAAAACAACAUAACCUCUCCAUGCUCUAAGGGCUGAUGCAUCGGAGCUACUUGAACCUGUUCCUUUGCUUUGCGUCACAAUGAUCCUUCUUUCCUGGACAUGGUAGGACUUCUUGUAAAAUCUGGGGCCUCUUUCAUUGGCCUUGCAGCUGUUGACUGAAUGCUUUUAUUGGCCAUUAGAUGUCUACCUAGGGCUAGGCCAAUGGUCCUUCAUUUUUGGUCUUCCACUUGGCCUUUCAGCUGUUAACUGAAUGGUUUUAUUGGUCAUUAAACUUUUAUGUAGGUUAAUGGUCCUCCACUUUUGGUCUUCCACUUGGCUUUUCAGCUGUUUACUGAAUGGUGUCAUUGGCCAUUAAACAUCUACCUAGGUCAAUAGUCCUCCACUUUUGGUCUUCCACUUGUUUGGGACUUUAACUCCCAUGAUGCCUUGCCACUGGCCAUGCUGGCUAGACCUUCUGGAAGGUAAUGUCCAAAACAUCUGGGAGACCAAAGACUGAGAACUAUUGACCAAGGUUUGGACCAUCUUUGGACUGGGGGUGAAGAAGGUAUUUCUUGAGAGCUGAAAGCUGCUGGACAAGAGGGUGAUGUUCACACACAUCUGGUGUGGUACCUGUUCUAAUAAUGUUCACUAACCUUUGGUCCUCCAGAUGUUUUCGACUUCAAAGAAGCAGUAUCUCCUUCUGCCUGAUGCUCUAGAUUUCUGCAGUUUGGGCAAGAAAGCAUCCUGGCUUGUGACUUUCAGUUCUGCAGCCAAGAAGGUGUUGUCUGCCUGGUUAAGGAGAGACAGAGGAGGCUGUUAAUUGUUUUGAAGAAAAUUAAAAUUGUUUUAGGACUUUUUUUGUCCUUUCGUUGCCUCGGCCAGACAGAUUGUGCAGACUGUCUAUGAGGCAGGUUGGUGAAUGAAAUCCUGCAAAACCUGUUUCGGCAGAAGCAAUAAUGGGAUGAACCCAGAGUUAGGAAAACUUUUAUUUCUUUCUUUUACACCUCCCAGAAUCCUUCUUUCUGGCUUGCGGUGUUUUAUUGGGGAGUUGUAGUCCCAAAAGUCACCUCUGAGCUUUGGAUGAAGGCACACACCUUGACAUCUUAUCCCUGUUUCAAGCUUCGUCUCUCAGAAAAGAAUGACCUGGGGCCUUUUCACAAUACAGAAUUAUACCACUAUGAUUCUGCUUCAAUUGCUAUGGUUCCAGUCUAGGACAUCUUGGAAUAUGUAGUAUUUGUGUGCGUAAUAUUUAGAAUUCAAAACUGGAAAGUUCUGUUUCCUCCUAAUAUUACAAACCCCAGGAUUCAGGAUGCAUCUAUGGGAGUUAAAGUGGAAUCAAAGUGCUAUAAUUCUGCAGCAUGGAAGGAUUUCUGGCCCUUUUCGCCUCUAGUCCAGAUUCACAUCUUAAUAGCUUUCAAGAAAAUUCUUGGAUUUGCACUAAAAGAAGAAAAGCAUUUUGUCCCAGCUGCAAAAAAGGUCAAAGUCCAGGAAGGCAUUUUGUCUACAGUUUCUGUUAAUUUUUUUCAAGGAAUAUCCCUUUUUAACUGAAUUCUUUUCUCUCUUUUGUGUGCUGAGACUCAUAAGCAGCCAUAUACUUUUUGGUUGAUCUGCUCUCAGGGAACAUUUGGUGAACAUAACUCUCCCUUGUAGGGUAUAUUUGUGAUGUUAUAAAGAAGUACUCAACUCUGAAUGUCAAUGUUCCAGCUCAGCAUUUGGGCUUGGCUGCUUGUACUACGCCUGUGUGUACAUACAGAUCACAAUAAUAAAUCGUUUCCUUGCAAA
Sceloporus undulatus (fence lizard) is the source of this 4316-nucleotide messenger RNA. RefSeq names its product methionine sulfoxide reductase B1 (gene MSRB1). The transcript has 4 exons. Gene Ontology annotation, molecular function: peptide-methionine (R)-S-oxide reductase activity. Lineage: Eukaryota; Metazoa; Chordata; Lepidosauria; Squamata; Phrynosomatidae. The record is from RefSeq and is a predicted model, not a curated record.